Lineus longissimus is the source of this 4291-nucleotide messenger RNA. Its product is annotated as alpha-2C adrenergic receptor-like. The transcript has 4 exons. Gene Ontology annotation, biological process: adenylate cyclase-activating adrenergic receptor signaling pathway. Lineage: Eukaryota; Metazoa; Nemertea; Pilidiophora; Heteronemertea; Lineidae. Gene Ontology annotation, cellular component: plasma membrane. The record is from RefSeq and is a predicted model, not a curated record. Bases 278 to 2218 code for a protein of 646 amino acids. Gene Ontology annotation, molecular function: G protein-coupled receptor activity.
UGUAACUGGAAGUGUCUACUUUGAUCACAGAGGUUGUGGAUACUAUAGCAUUUACUUGAUUUCGUAGGAUUAUAAGUGGAUUCUUAAAGCAACUUACUAAUGGAUAAAUCGUAACAGACAGAAUAUUUGACCGAUUGCUGUUGAAAUAUCUCACGGACUUGGGGAUGUGCAUCACAAAUUUUCGAUGAAUUAGUGAAGACUGCGUACGAUUUCGUUGUGAAAGACGGCAGAUGGUUAAAGUGAACGGCAUUAUCAAGCUUGUCCAUGGUGUAACACAAUGCACGGAACAACGUCAGGAGAAGAAGGCGAACAACCAAGUCCCGCUAGUUUGUCUCCCUCCAGCCUACCGCAGCUUGAGGAUGCUAACGCCACGUCAGAGGAGGACUAUGCCUACUACACGGACGGGUCAGAACAACCUAGCGAAGACCCUAUGUACUAUUCCGUCUCUUAUACGUAUCCGGAUACAGAAAACUUCACUUACUUUAACUUGACUGAUCAAUACUUCUUGAACGAUUCGUUUUGCUGUGGGAACGAUUCAUUCAAUGGGACGUUCAACGGAACGGAUUUUAUAAGCCCGCCAAGUCCGUAUUUCGAUUGGGAGAUUGCUUUGAUCUCUAUCACGACUGUUCCGAUCAUUUUCUCCAUCGUUUUUGGGAAUACGUUAGUGUGUAUCGCCAUUGCCACGGACCGAAAUUUAAAGUCUGUCCAAAACUGGUUCAUCGCUUCUUUAGCUAUUUCAGAUUUGUUACUUGGUCUCCUUGUUAUGCCGCUUUCUCUUGCCAACGAAUUAAUGGGUUACUGGAUUUUUGGGAAUAUAUUGUGUGAUCUUUGGCUUGCCGCAGAUGUCUUACUAUGCACCGCUUCCAUUUUAAAUCUCUGCAUGAUUAGCCUCGAUAGGUACUGGUCAAUCACCCAGGCUAUCAACUAUGUUAGAAAACGGACGCCAAAGCGCGCUGCCUUUAUGGUGGCCAUUGUUUGGGCCUCAUCCGCCAUGGUUUGCCUCCCGCCUCUGAUUGGCUGGAAGACAGCACGUGAUACUUCGCGCUACCCACUGUGUUUUAUCAGUGAGGAAAUAGGGUAUGUAGUGUAUUCUUGUAUGGGAUCGUUCUAUAUUCCUCUCAUAGUCAUGGUCGUGGUCUACUUCCGCAUAUACUUGGCAGCAAAAGCCAGGGCACAUCGAAACAUUAAGAAGAAAACAAAACCGCCUGAUACGGAGAAGAAUAACAAGGAAAAAUCAACAACAAGUUUUAGUACGUCUAGCCCGCCAAAAACGGACCAAAAAAUGUCGCCCAAUCUGAGCGUCAUUCAUCAGGAAAAAGAGACGACUAGUUCCGAAAAACAUGAGAAUUUUUCUGAUUCUGAAUAUUCCAAUGCUGAUUAUCCUCAGGAUAAGCUACAGAAGAAUAUAAAAUUUGAUAACGUUGUGAAAUCUUCCGAUGAAAAGUGUAAAUUGUUAUCUGAAGAGACGGAUUCUUCCGUUAAAGUUGGCGCUCAAGAAGUGAUCGCCAACAAGAAUUUAUUCAAAGGGGGGAAAGCUUACAAUUCGGACGAUACUGAUUCAACUUCAGACUUUCCAGUGCCUAAUCUGAGACAAAAUGGAUUCAGAAAAGUGACUAAGGAUAAUAAUGCAGCAUAUUCUGCGGAAGAGAACAAGAGGUUACUCCAGGAUUCUGAUUCGCAGGCCGAUUCUAUGAAAUCUUCCUCAAAACUAGCCCAAUGUCGGCUCCACAAUGACAGUGGCGCCACUCUUCCUGAGUCGGAGACGACGUGUACUACAGACGAGGAUAUGAAAAAUCACAUCGCAGGAGAAUCCGAGAGCAUCAAGGAAACAACCAAACUCAAAAAUCUAUCAACAAUUCUAAAUCCCAACAAAUUGCAAAAAGACAGUAAUAGGGAGUCUCAGAGGCAACUUUCAUAUAAGCGGCAACGAAGCGAUGCGGAAAAACAGAAACGCAGGAUAGCCCGCGCGAAGGAGCGGCGUGCGACCAUAGUGUUGGGCAUAAUAAUGGCGGCAUUCAUAAUCUGUUGGUUCCCAUUUUUUACCUUGUAUGUAAUAGCUACUAUAUUCAGCUUACAUCUCCAGGAGGAGGUUUUCAAAUUCUUCUUCUGGCUUGGCUAUUGUAAUUCUGCACUCAACCCAGUUAUUUACACCAUUUUUAAUCGAGAUUUCAAAAUGGCUUUCCAUAAGAUUUUGUGCAAACCAUUCAACCGCCGGUGAAUCUCCUCUACGAAACAGAAUGACAAUACAUAAGGUAGAAUGGAGUAUUUGUAGCCCCCGGUUUAUUCAUAACCCCUGCAAUUGUUUGAUGCAUGAGAACAUCAAUCGAUAUCAUAGGCAAGGGCUACAAUUAAACCGGGGCUACAAAUACCCCAUUCUACCUUACAACCAGACAACGUCGGCAAUCAGUUUCGAUGAUUACUAUUUAUUUCACUGAACAAGCGUAGCAAAUGACGUGAUUAACACUUUCACUACCAAGUAUAACGAGCGCUGAUAAUAUCAAGCACGUAAAAGGUAUCAUGGCCGCAACGUAAAAAAAACCUCGAACUUAUUAACUAAGGUAACGCUAAGGCAAACAUUACAUGUAUAUUCGUAUCGAUUCUUUCCACGUAUUUUCCAAUCAUUAAAACAAGUUCGUCGGCCUCCUUAGCAGUAAAGCUAAUGCAGAUCCCCGAUAGACGAGUGGUUGGCCGAGCAAGCUAUUUCAUUACAUAAUAAGUUUAAUAUCCCAUCAUGUGUCGCUUCUGUCCACUGCAGUUUGAUCGACGGAUAGUGUUUAAAAAAAUAUCGGGCUAAAUCUUAUCGAUAUUUACGCGGUUUUACACACGUUGAUAGUACAAAUUUUGAACUUACUUCGAGCAUUAAAAUACGCGUAUUUGUGCUUUCUUGCGCAAGACUAUGUUUAUGUCGGCUCAGUUCGUCUAAGGAGCUACGCGUUGAUCAAGUUGCGCCUGACAAGACGGAGAAGGUACUGACAUGACAGACAUGGGAUGAUCAACGGGUGCGUUGCUUGAUCGGGCUACGAUUAGCCACGACUGAAUCUUAACCUUACUGCCAUCAACUGAUGAAAAUCGCUGCCCCUGGGUCGGUACUAAUGAGUUUCUCUUUUUGGAUGUCUUAAAGCACGUCUGAAGAUCGAUUAUUCAUGUCAAAGCCCCCCUGGUCUGUAUCUUCACAUCGCGUAUGAUUAAGCCUGAACACCAGCAGGGAAAUCGGUGCGAGAUGAUGCUCUGCAUAUAUUAUUUGCUGCUCAGUCUUUGUAUUAUCUGUCGUUUGAAUAUUCAUUGCGAGGAAUUGCAGAACAUUUGCGUAAAAUUUCUGAAACCAUUCUUUUAACUACAAUUGUGUCGAAAGCAAUGUGGGGAUCCGCUUUCCGAAGUAUACAAUUCGACGAGCAAACAUGUUGGAAAAAAUCUCAAAGGUCAACAUUAUGUUAACAGUUCUUGGUCAGUUCCUGCCCUUGUCUAAUUCCGAUUUUGUCUAUCUUGAUACGCUUAGUGUGCAGUCUCAACGCUUGGCUUAUACUGUUGUCUGACCAUUUCUUACACUCAAGCUAGCCUUCUGUCUAAUCACAAGGUUUACUACAUUUACAUGUAAGGUAAAUAUUUAAUUCGUUUCCUUCUGCAAUCCGAGAAAGAAAGCGCCCGCUUUAUAGGUAAGCAAACUACCUCGGGGAUUUUAGACAGAAAGUUAAUUGCAAAAUAGAUACCAGCUUUAACAUAAGUAGGAGAGAAACUCGUAACUUCUAUAUUUAUCUGAGUGAGUAUCAAUCGCUCUGCUGCUGUCUGGUGUGUGUCGCGUGUCUGAAUAUUGUAUGAAUGUCAGAAUGUUGAAGGUGAUUGAUACGAAAAUAAUGAUAUCCAAUUUUUCGUGGCGACAUUUCCGUCCACAUUAGCCGUCGACGUACAUCGUUUUGAAGAAAAUAACCACAGUUGACAUUAAAUCUUCAAAUAAAACAGGCUAUCAUAAUCAUAGAAAGCACGCAAUAUUCUCGUUUCGUUAUCUUUUUCCACGCCACAAUGGCCAGGCUGCAAACUAAGUGUGUGUUUUUCUCGAACUCUCCUUUUAAGUCAAAUGAACAUGGCUUAUGGGAUGACAAAAAAAACGUCGGGGAUUUAGUCAACUUGAUAACAUUGUGAUGGACUAAUUCUGUCAGAAUAUCGUGCAAAAUGCAAUGUAAAAAUUGAAUGAAUCGGGCAUUGGUUGUCCGCCAUCACGAAAUAGACUUUCCGAACUUUAGUUCACGGAUGGCAUUACUAAGUUUUGUUACAUGUAAAACAAUGUAAAACAUGU